Messenger RNA from Aspergillus puulaauensis, 4302 nucleotides. RefSeq lists its product as uncharacterized. Bases 1 to 4302 code for a protein of 1433 amino acids. The record is from RefSeq and is a predicted model, not a curated record. The transcript is spliced from 6 exons. Gene Ontology annotation, molecular function: protein binding; ADP binding. Lineage: Eukaryota; Fungi; Ascomycota; Eurotiomycetes; Eurotiales; Aspergillaceae.
AUGUGGAAAAAUACCUACACCGUUGGGUUGAUUGUACCCUUGAUUAUUGCCGCACUCUAUGAUUUGUCGAUAAGUGGAAUUCCAUCACCUACCAAUCCUGCUCAAGCACACAAAGCUCCACUGGGAUUCGUCCCAGUAGGUAACUAUACACAACUGCAAGACAGCGAUGGGACCGACAUUUUGUUCGUCCACGGGCUUGGAUCCAACCCUGAUACAACAUGGCAGGCACGCAGGCGGACGCAAGGACUCAAUGCAAGCGAUGCAAAUGUGAACUGGGUCAGUGAAUUUCUCCCUGAUGAUUUAGGGCAGUUAGAGACUGGCAGCACUCGCCUUUACUUCUUCAACUUCGACUCGUUUUGGAAAAGAGAUGCGGCGCAGGCCAGGCUCACAACUAUUGGGAACGAUCUUUUGGAGCACAUGGCAAAUGGCAUACGUCGGUCACCGGAGGCAAAACGUCGUAAGCUUGUACUUGUCGGGUACAGCUAUGGAGGGCUCGUCAUCAAGAAGGCCGUGGUCCUUGCUCGUGGGAGCCCUGACUUUGAGUACGUGGUUGAGAACACACAGGCGAUCAUUUUUCUAGGGACGCCUCACCGUGGAUCCACGUUCAGUUCAUGGGGUCGUCGGGUAGCUGGCUUACUUCGACUGGUUGGAUCGAAUCCUUCUAUACUGGCGGAAAUAGAGUACGAUUCUACCAUGCUACUGGACUUACACAUGGGGUUUGAGGCUGGCAUAGGUACGGAAACUCAGAUCGUCAAUGUCUUCGAACAGCGACCGACUCUAUUGUUCCGCUUCUGGUUCUUUCAAUGGAGAGAGUUUUGCGUUCGCGAACAAUCUGCAAAGUUUGGAGGAGGGAGGGUACGGAACAUUGGCCUGCCCGUAGACCAUCGCGGGUUGAACAAAUUCGCCUCCCGGGAUAGCAGCUACCGGGUUCUAUUAUCUAUUUUGUCGUACGCGAUCACUUCUGGCCCUCAAAAAUCGCGCCGCAGUCAUGAUCCGAAGGACGAGUUCCGAGUCACGUUGCAACUACCAAUGCUACGCAGUGAUCGAUUCACAGGAAGGGACGAUAUUCUACAGCAUGUUCAUCGCUACUUCAAGGAUGAAUGUACCCCCUCCCAGCAAUGUGUAUUUGCUCUGCAUGGUCCAGGGGGUAUAGGUAAAACGCAGAUUGCUGUUGAAUACGCAUAUCGCUACAUGGAUAGAUACACAUCCGUGUUCUGGAUCGAUGGGUCCAGUGAGCCAGCUAUUCUCCAGAGUUUUACCCAUGCGGCUGAUCAAGUCUUGAGCCGCUUCCGAGAAACCCAUACAAAUAAUACUGAAUACAUGAAGUUUGCUGCAUUAUUUGGGGGCGACAAUGUUUCUUAUGACACGAGUCCCGGUAUUGAAAAAAGGGCUAGGACUGUAAGAGGGAUGUUCGACUGGCUGACGCAGCAAGAGAACCAUCAAUGGCUGCUUAUAUUCGACAAUGUUGACGAUUUGGACUCAUUUGACAUUCGCAACCAUAUCCCCAGGGUGCCAUUUGGUAGCAUCCUUCUCACAAGCAGGCGAAAAGAUAUCUCCGGGUACUGGAAAAGCAUCGCAGUUGGAGAGAUGGCCAAAGAAGAGGGAAAGUCUCUAUUUUCUAAGAGCUCUGGCUUCUACGGGGAGGUUGAAGACACUGUUGCCCAAGAACUACUCCACUUGUUGGGGUAUUUCCCACUUGCCAUAGAGCAGGCUGGUGCCUAUCUAUCUGCUCAACAGAACUUCCUCCCGGAUCAGCCAGAGCAGUUUACUCGGGCUGUUCGGAAAUACAUCGAGCAGUAUCACGUCAACGCCGAAAGACUCCUUGCCCAUAGACGACCUCUGUCUAUAUGGGACUACCGUAACGACACAAUUCUCACUACAUGGGAGGUUUCUCUCAAUGCCGUCCAGGAGAAAACACCGGAAGCUGCUGAACUUCUGUUUCUUUGCGGUUUCUUGUCAAACAAUGAUAUCUCUGAGGACAUGCUGUCAGACGACGUACACCUUCAAACAAGCAAGAACUCAAUCUCCGAGUUAUUCCAACUGCUCGCCUCUUUCUCUCUGGUUCGUUUCACCUCCUCAAUGAAUGCCAUCACCAUCCAUCCUUUAAUCCACUACUGGCUUCGGCAACGACUGCCCCUACAGAGAAAGCAGGAACUCACGCACAGGGCCCUCGUGCUUCUUGCUCGUACAUUGCGCCUUAAGCAUCCAGAGGGUCAUCUGGGCACAUGUGACUGUAAUACAAAUCACCUAGGACCGCAUAUUCAUGCAGCUCUUGCAAAUGCCCGAGUAUACCUCUCCAAAGCACCAGUGUUGACCUCGAUUGACCUCCCGCAUCCGCUAGAACAUCUGACAAUGUCCCAUAAGCUAUCAUUUCUCUUUGAAAGGCCAUAUUGGUGGUAUCUCUGGCUUCUUGGCCAAUUACAAGAAGCGGGACUGCUCUUUAAGUCUGUAUAUCGCGAAGAGGAACAACUGGAGGAUGAUGCAUGGCUACUCACAUACAAAUUGACGAUUGCGAUCCGAGACUAUAAUCUUCCGGCUGCAGCCCAGUUAUUCAACUGGGAGCUGUCGGAGGUGUACCGCAAGCUUCAUCCAAUGCACCCAAGGUCUUUGAGCGUCGCAGGAGACCUAGCUUGGGUACUUUAUAGGCUGCAACAUUUUGAGGAAUCAAGGAGGUGGUACGAAUGGAUAUUGACAGCGCGACAGCGUGUCUUGGGGCAUAACCACUACGCUACAAUGGGGGCGCUUAUCGGCCUAGCGGCUCUCCACGAAGCAGAAGGUAACUUUGACAAAGCACUUGAGCUGAGACUUACUGCAUACCAAAGUCGAGUGGCAAGGCUAGGUCCGAGAAACUUGUUGACGCAGAAUGCCGCAAAGACGGUUGCAAAUCAAUAUUUCGAUCUGGAAAGAUACGAGGAAGCAGACAAAUUGUACCGCACAGUGCUGGACGCAGAAGUGGAGAUACACGGUCUGAAGCACAAAAGGGUCUUGACUCUCGUGCGAGACUAUCUUGCCAACUUCGCCUCGAAGUCUAUCCUGGACAAACAGGCUGAAUGGGCAAGGAUUGAGUAUCAAAUACUGAACGCUACCAUGGGGCCAGUGCACCAAGAAACCUUGGACAGCGCCGAGCGUAUGGCUUUGAUCCAUUUUGAGCUGGAUCAACAUGAACAGGUGCUUGAGUGGGGGUUGAGGAUCUUUGACGGAAGAAAUCGUACACUUGGCCUAUAUCACAAGGAUACAAUGGAUACGAUGCAUAACCUUGGCAGAGUUUCGCAUCAUCUAUCUAGACUGGACGAGUCGCUGAGGUGGGACCUCAUGGCAUAUGAGACUCGAAACCGCACCUUAGGGCAGUAUAAUGAGCGCACUCUGGGGAGUGCUCUUAAUAUUGGUGCUACAUAUGCUGACCAGCUCCGAUUCGACAAGGCACUGGAAUGGUCCUCUAUCGCCUUUCAGGGUCAAAAUCGCACCCUAGGGCUGGAUCAUGAAAGUACCCUAAAGAGUGCUUAUAGCAUCGGGCUCGCAUACGAAGGCCAAUUUCAAUAUGAGAACGCCCUUGCCUGGUAUUCCAUCGCCUUUGAGGGUCAAAAUCGUACUCUGGGCCCGAACGAUAGAGCCACCCUAUGGAGCGCUAAGAAAGUUGGCUUUAUAUACGACCGCCAAUUCAGAUUUGACGAGGCGCUGGAGUUUUACUCUAUGGUCUUCCAGCGUCGAAAUCGUACUCUAGGACCGGAUUCUUACCUCACACUGGAAAGUGCGCACGAUAUUGGCGUUGUAUACCAUCACCAGUCCCGAUUUGGCAAGGCAAUAGAGUGGUACACUUUUGCCUUUGAGGGCCAGAAGCGUACAUUAGGCCCGGAUGCGCAGGAGACCCCAUGGAGCGCCGCUAAUAUCGCUUUUGCCUACCGCGCUCAGUCCCAGUUCGAAAAUGUGCUGGAAUGGCAUUCGAUUGCGUUUGAAGGCCACAUUAUCGCCUUGGGGCCGGGUCAUGAAGCCACGCUUUGGUCUGGACUGCAUGUUGGACGGGUCCACAUGGAUCUAGAACAAUACCACGAGGCCCUGGGUUGGUUCAGACGCGUUCUGUCUCUCGGGGAUGAGUCUGGGUCUCUUGGAAUAGGUCAGGACCUUGAGGUUCUGCGGGAAGCCCGGAAGGAGAUUUCGAAGAUCGAGUGCUGGAUGGAUUCGCGGGAGCGCUGUGAAUACGAGGCUCGAAUGGAAGCGGUGAAGGUUGUGUUGGGAGAGGAGCAGUCUAUUUAUCUGGAGAGUAGUUGGAUGCUAGAGGCACCUGCUACUACUACAGGAUCGUAG